Abrus precatorius (Indian licorice) is the source of this 621-nucleotide messenger RNA. Its product is annotated as putative germin-like protein 9-2. Lineage: Eukaryota; Viridiplantae; Streptophyta; Magnoliopsida; Fabales; Fabaceae. The record is from RefSeq and is a predicted model, not a curated record. Gene Ontology annotation, molecular function: manganese ion binding. The coding region runs from base 1 to 621 and encodes 206 amino acids. The transcript has a single exon. Gene Ontology annotation, cellular component: cell wall.
AUGUCUAAUACCUCUACCUUGAAAAUUUUCUCAUUGAUCAUAUCAACAUUUGCAAUUGUGCAGAUAACAAUGGGUGGUGACCCAGACAUACUCACGGACUUCAUAGGCCCAUCAAAUGGUAACCCAGAUGGGAACUUCUUCACAUUCACUGGGUUUCGUGUCUUUGUGGGACAAAACACACCACCCCCAACAUUUAAGGUAACGAAGGCAAGCAUGGCUGAGUUCCCUGCCCUUAUGGGACAAAGUGUGUCUUAUGCUGUCCUUCAAUACCCAAAUGGGAGCAUUAACCCACCACACACUCACCCUCGUUCAGCUGAACUUCUCUUUGUUGUUGAGGGUGCUCUUCAAGUUGGGUUUGUGGACACAACCAAUAAGCUUUACACUCAAAGCCUUCAAACUGGGGACAUGUUCGUGUUCCCUAAGGGUCUUGUCCACUUCCAACACAAUGCUGAUGAGAAAAAUCCUGCUGUGGCUAUAUCAGCCUUUGGAAGUGCCAAUGCUGGCACAAUUUCACUACCCAAUACACUGUUCAAUACCUCCAUUGAUGACACUGUCUUGGCUUUGGCCUUCAAGACAGAUGUUGCCACAAUUCAGAAUUUGAAGAAAAGAUUUGCUUCCUAG